GGAUAAUCAGGAACCUUCGAGUUUAAAGUACAUAUAAGCGGGUUAUUUGCAGCCGUUCAAAAUUCAAGUUGCCACCUUUCCAAAUUUCAUUUGCUCCGCCUGGAGAUUGGAUCACUGGAUCUUCGGUGGUCAUCGUUGCCAUCGCCCAAAACAUCACCAUCACUAUGAGCCGACAAUUUAUGCAUUUACCGCUUCACAGCCGGCUGCGCCGUUUGAGAAGCGGAUUGGAACCGCCAUCCGGCAAUGUCGUGGAUGACAGAAUGUGCUGGAUUUGCCUGAGGGGCGAUGAGGAUCACCGCCGAAGGGAUUGGGUGCAUCCGUGUCGCUGUCGCGGCACCAAUAAAUGGGUGCACGAGGCCUGUCUGAGUCGCUGGAUCGAUGAGAAGGAGAUGCUAUCGCCGGGUGCUCCCGUGACGUGCACCCAAUGCCGCACGGAGUACAUUAUAGUGAUGCCGCCACUAUGCCGCUUCGAUGCCAUGCUGGAGCGACUGGACAAGGGCUGCGAUCGUAUGUGUCCCAGUGUUCUGAUGGGCAUCCUGGCGGCCACCGUUUACUUCUCCGCGGUGAUCUACGGAGCACUCACCGUGCUCCAACUGGCCGGCUACAGCACGGGCAUGAAGCUGCUCCAAGAGGAUCCCUCGCUGCUGAUGAUUGUGCUGCCAUCGGUGCCGACGCUCCUACUUCUCAGCAGGCUUGUGCGCUGGGAGGACUGCGUGAUCCGUUGGCUGCGUCGGCGCAAACGUAGCGCCAUUCCCGCCGAGCAACUGGAUGCUGUGGGUCUACCCCUGCCCGGUGCUCCGCUGAGCGAUGAGUACUUCGAUGAGCUGGAGCGCGAGUAUCCGGCCUCGGAUGGCCUAAUUGGCGGUAACUUGGCAACGGAGCAACUUGGUCGCGCCUCCACCAGCUUCUGCAUUGCCCUAAGUCUGCCCACCAUUUCCGUGGUGCUGGGACAGAAGCUCUUCGGCAGGAUCUACGAGGAGAACAAGUUAUUGAGCAUCCUCCUGGGCGGACUGACCUUUGUGACCAUCAAGGGAUUGGCCAGUAUCUUCCUUAGCCAGUCGCAGUAUCAACAGAGGCGCCACAGAUUCGUCAUGGACUACACUCCUCGCAAUCGUAUCAACUAUCAGUCCCGGUAGCGCUGAAGGCAUCUAGAAUCUGCAGGCAUCCAUCAGUUACAACAAAGAUCCACUGAUCCUUAUUUAGUUUUUUCUUUUAUAGAAUGGCCAAAAAUCAAUAAAUUAGUAUAAGUUGCC
Drosophila melanogaster (fruit fly) is the source of this 1253-nucleotide messenger RNA. RefSeq lists its product as uncharacterized. The coding region runs from base 165 to 1136 and encodes 323 amino acids. Gene Ontology annotation, cellular component: membrane. The transcript has a single exon. Gene Ontology annotation, molecular function: zinc ion binding. The record is from RefSeq and is marked reviewed. NCBI's taxonomy places the organism in Eukaryota, Metazoa, Arthropoda, Insecta, Diptera, Drosophilidae.